Messenger RNA from Diachasma alloeum, 1551 nucleotides. Its product is annotated as transmembrane protein 209. The record is from RefSeq and is a predicted model, not a curated record. Lineage: Eukaryota; Metazoa; Arthropoda; Insecta; Hymenoptera; Braconidae. The transcript has 6 exons. Gene Ontology annotation, cellular component: membrane. The coding region runs from base 146 to 1432 and encodes 428 amino acids.
UCAUGGAGGAGCAGGAUACAAACCAUUUUUGUGGUUUGAGUGGAUUCUGACCCUGAUUUUUGGAUUGAAUGCUCUUCAUCAUUUCAUUUGCUACUGUUACGCAACAUUGAACCUGCGUCCAAUUGUUUUGAGUCCACGUCAGAAGAUGUUACUGGGUAUAAAUAAGGAUGAUCCGUUGUUUCAGACUGGGAGUGCCAGUCCUGGGAGUGUCAAAAGACCAGUAUCAGAUUCUCCUAUCAAUUUGCCUUCUCUAAACCUCAGUCGGCGAUCGUUGGGGUCCCCAGGUCUCAACGAGAGCAAGACUUAUGCAUCUAGUCCUUUUUCCAAGUAUAAGGGUCCACCAUCUCCAAGGACAUUGAAUGUUACUCCAAAUACAUCUUUUAAUAAAUCUUUAAACAUUUCCAUCAAUGGUAGUCUCACUGGAGAAGGGAUUAUUCAAGAUGAAACAGAGUUGCGAAAUUAUUUGAAAGAUAUUUCUGAGCGAGAGAGAAAAACCACUCUCUCCACUAGUGUGGACCAGCCCUCGAAUCUUUUAAGCAGUUUCUGGUCGCAUCCUGCUACAAGAAAUCCUGGGGAAGUGUCACCAAUGCUGAGGAGAUGCGCUUACCAAUUAGCUCCAACAAUUGAUAAAACGAAAUCUACCAGUCCUGGCGCUGAAGAGGGCAUAUCACCACGAGGAUUUUUUGGUACUCCUGAUAUCUGGAGAAAGUACAGAAUCGAUCCUAACAGGGUUAAUCAAUGGACCGCGAAUUUAAGAAUGUGGAUUAGCAAAACUGUUGUCGAACGUGUAUCAAUUGAAAUUGACAACGUGUGCUCAGCCCUCAGUCGUCAUGGUCUAACUGACUCUCAGCCUGGCCAUGUAGGCCUUGACAGACUCAGAAAGCUCGCUCAAUCUCAAUCUUUAGCAGUACCAACCCUUCCAACUCUCGUCCAAUUCCUGGAAUUAUCGAAUAAUCAAGAUUAUUUGGUGAAGAGAAUAAAGCAAUUAGCGAAGGGCGGAUCGAUGAGUGAAUUCAAGUGGAACAGUGGAGGAUCGUACAAUGGGAAACCGUGGGAUCCGAGUACACCAACAGAUACAGCUAUUGUCAUGCAUCUAGUCUCAUCGUACAUGGACACACAACUAGAAGCCCCUUUGGAUCAACCAGACGCUCGUCCUUUCACAUCCAGAUACAUGGCAAAAACAGCAACAGAGUUACCAAGAACUAAAGGCCCAAUUAUUGUUCGUCAAUCAACAGAUCCACCACGUUAUUGCUUGGCUCUCAGUGGAGUCUGUUCACCUGUUGACUAUGAAGAAAUUCCAAGGGGACGAAACAACAUGUUCCACGCCCUCUUACUAUUUUUCUACAUCAUAAAAAGCCGAGAUCAUGGAAUGCUUGGACGAGUCAACCUAGGAAUGUCUGGAGUAAACGUUCUCUGGGUGAUCGACAGCUGAAAAUAAUUAUCUUCCAUUGAUUUUUUUCCCACAUUACCUUUAUUAUACAUCAAUUGAUGAAUUUGUAGUUAUCUCUGUAUUAAAGCUGAUUAUCCAAAUAAAUCGAAGGAUUAAAUUUU